Messenger RNA from Malania oleifera, 2833 nucleotides. Its product is annotated as ABC transporter G family member 15-like. The coding region runs from base 272 to 2377 and encodes 701 amino acids. The record is from RefSeq and is a predicted model, not a curated record. The transcript is spliced from 9 exons. Gene Ontology annotation, molecular function: ATP hydrolysis activity; ATP binding; ABC-type transporter activity. NCBI's taxonomy places the organism in Eukaryota, Viridiplantae, Streptophyta, Magnoliopsida, Santalales, Ximeniaceae. Gene Ontology annotation, cellular component: membrane.
UAAAUUUUUAAUUAAGUUUCCAAAUUUUACAGAAGGCCAGGGGGUCCAACUAUUCAGCUCUCUCUCCCCCUCUUUCUAUAAAAAGCUUGCUUCCCCCUAGCUAGCUACCCUCCAUGCCACUUCCUCCACUCAUGUGCCUCCUGCAUUCAUGAAUUGAAAGGUUGGUUUGGUGAAUACAGUUCCUCCCACACACGCAUAUUCCUCUGCUGGCUAGCUAGCUAGUUAGCUAUUGCUAUAGCUUACCUAUAUAGCACUGUGUGUGCGUGUGUGUAUGGAGAUAGAGGCGGUGGCGGUGGCGGCGAUGGGUGGUGAUGGACACGGUGGGGGAGGUGGUGGAGAUGGUGGUAAUGGGGCGGAAAAGGGCGGGGGAAUGUAUCUGGUGUGGGAGGACUUGACGGUGGUGCUGCCAUCAACAGUUAAGUUUGGGAAGAUGGUAGGAGGAGGCAGCGGCUGCAGGAGGUUGCUUCAUGGGCUGAGUGGGCAUGCUGAGCCUGGCAGGAUCAUGGCUAUUAUGGGUCCUUCUGGCUCCGGCAAAUCCACCCUUCUUGAUUCUCUUGCAGGUAGACUUGCAGGGAAUGUUGUUAUGACUGGCAAUGUUCUUCUUAAUGGCAAAAAAAGGAGACUAGACUAUGGAGUUGUUGCUUAUGUGACACAAGAGGAUAUAAUGUUGGGAACUCUGACAGUAAGAGAAACCAUCACUUACUCAGCACAUCUGAGGCUUCCAACCAGGAUGACCAAAGAAGAGAUUGAUGGAGUUGUGGAGGGAACAAUUUCAGAGAUGGGUCUCCAAGAUUGUGCUGAUAGGAUAAUUGGAAACUGGCAUUUGAGGGGUAUAAGUGGUGGGGAGAAAAAGAGACUCAGCAUUGCAUUGGAAAUCCUCACAAGGCCACGAAUCCUGUUUCUUGACGAACCCACCAGCGGCCUCGACAGUGCCUCAGCAUUCUUUGUGGUCCAGACUCUCAGAAACAUUGCUCGCGAUGGCAGAACUGUCGUAUCUUCAAUUCACCAGCCAAGUAGUGAAGUUUUUGCACUGUUUGAUGACCUUUUCUUGCUAGCUGGUGGGGAAACUGUCUACUUUGGAGAUGCCAAGAUGGCCGUGCAGUUCUUUACCAAAGCGGGAUUUCCAUGUCCAAGCAGAAGAAAUCCAUCAGACCACUUCCUUCGUUGUGUAAAUUCAGACUUCGACGUGGUUACAAAUACCUUGCUGGGAUCUCAAAGAAUGCAUGAUAUCGAUAAGACAACAGAUGGUUUGAUUAGUAGGACAACUGCAGAGAUCAAAGAAAUGCUUGUUCAGAUAUAUAGAUGCUCAGAGUAUGCAAAAAUGGCACGGGCUAGAACACGUGAAAUUUCAGCCAUUGGUGGACUAUUGAUCAAAACUAAAAGCAGCAACCAAGCCUGCUGGGGGAAGCAACUUUCAACCUUGACACAAAGAUCUUUUGUAAACAUGAGUAGAGACAUUGGAUACUACUGGUUGAGGAUAGUAGUUUACAUUGCAGUAGCCAUUUGUGUUGGUACCAUUUUCUUUGAUGUUGGCACCAGCUAUCCUGCAAUCUAUGCACGGGGAUCCUGUGGUGGAUUUAUAUCAGGUUUCAUGACAUUCAUGUCCAUUGGAGGCUUUCCCUCAUUCAUAGAAGAAAUGAAGGUGUUUCAUCGAGAAAGACUCAACGGGCAUUACGGGGUUGCUGUAUUUAUUCUAUCAAACUUCCUCUCCUCUUUCCCAUUCUUGGCAGCAAUGUCAGUUAGCACCAUUACCAUCACUUAUAACAUGGUGAAAUUUCGUCCUGGACUUCCUCACUUCCUGUAUGCCUGCCUGGAUCUCUUUAGCUGCAUUGCUGUUGUUGAGAGCUGCAUGAUGAUUGUUGCUUCACUGGUUCCAAAUUUUCUAAUGGGAAUCAUAACCGGGGCUGGAUUUAUUGGAAUCAUGAUGAUGACUUCUGGGUAUUUCCGGCUGCUGCCUGAUCUACCAAAGCUAUUCUGGCGCUACCCAAUUUCUUACAUCAAUUACGGAACAUGGGCAUUGCAGGGAGCAUACAAGAAUGACAUGAUCGGGCUAGACUUUGAUCCUCUAUUUCCUGGUGACCCCAAACUGAAGGGCGAGUACAUCAUCUCCAACAUGUUUGGCAUACCACUGGACCAUUCCAAGUGGUGGGACUUGGCUGCUGUUUUUAUCAUUCUCAUUUCUUACAGACUCCUCUUCUUCACCAUUCUCAAGCUGAAGGAGAGAGGUUUGCCAUUGUUACGAAUGCUUUAUGCCAAGAGAACUCUGAAACAUCUUGACAAGAGGCCUUUCCAGAAGAACCCUUCCAUGCCUUCCAGGAGGCACCAAAAUCUUCAGUCACUGUCUUCUCAAGAGGGUCUCAACUCCCCAAUCCAUUAGAGGCCACAAGAGAUGAGGCUUUACAUUGAGUUUUGAGCCAUCACCAAGGUUACAAGUCAACUUUAGCAGUUACAGUUCAUAAAAAGAGCAUAUCCUUAAUGAAAGUUUCCCCAUUUGACUAGCUUUGAUUAAUUGGCACACUUCAAGGGAAAACAAAUGGCAUAUAUGAUUGCUCUAGUACAAGAAAGAGCAAGAGAGAUCAAGGAAACAAUUUAAAUCAGUGAUAAUGACCUCAAAGAAACAGCAUCGAGGUGGAAAUUUGAAAUGUUAAUAGUGAUCAUUGGAAAAACAAAAUGAGAAUACGAGGUUUACAUCAGUUUCUGUAUUUAAAAAAAAAAAUUUCAAAUUGUGAUAGUCAACUUGCAUAACUUAUAUGUAAUCCUUCAUAUUACUUUGUUAAUUAUCAGGCAAUGACAUUGACUAUGUACUUCAACAAAAUCAAAACAUUUUUCUCUA